GCCCGAGUCGUAGAACCGCUCUUGGAUCCAGAAGAUCCCACCGCCCAAAGGUGAGGACAGGAAAAAAAGCCACGAAAACAAACAGCACCACCAAACCGCAGACUUUCAGUAUUUAGAUUUCAUCCCUCCGGCUGUGGCUGUGUCUGGAAAUCAAGGAUCGGAACGCAAUCGAGAGGGGUUUUCCUGAGGAAAAGUACCUCCAGAUGGCCGGGUCAGGCAGAGGAAGAGGACGAGCUGCAUUUACCUUCAAUGUUGAGGCUAUUGGCUUUGAUAAAGGUGCAGCUCUCCCUGAUGUCGUGUGUAAGCCUCCACCACCAUUUCCUAGUACAGACAAUAAGCCAGUGCCUCUGAAAACAGGAGAAGAUGAAGAUUAUAUGUUGGCCUUAAAACAAGACUUUAGAGGAACUAUGAAAAGAAUGCCGUAUUUUUUGGCAGUAGAAGAAGAGCGUGAAGCAAUUGAGAGGUACAGUAAAAAGUACCAGGACAGUGAAAAGGAGUAUGCAGCAUGGACUCCAGAUUGGAGAAGACUCCCAAGAGAGAUGAAGCCAAAGAAAAAGACCAAAAAAGGUGCAAAACCAAAAAAGGCAAAAAGCUCUGAGCCUAAAAGUAAUCUGGAUGUGUUGAAAAAAAUUGAGGAGUUGGAAAAGAAGGAUGAUGAAGAAGAAAAAUCUGAAGAUGAGAAAGACAAAACAAAUGACAAAGAAGAUGAAGAUGAUGAAGAAGCAGAAGAACCAGAGGAAUAUGACGAAGAGGAGCAUGAAGAGGAAAAUGACUACAUUUCUUCAUAUUUUGAAGAUGGGGAUGACUUUGGUGCUGGCAGUGAUGACAACAUGGAUGAAGCAACAUACUAACUGCUGUUGCUAGGUGGUGCACUGCUCAAGCCUUACACUACUUGAAGUAGAACUCCUGAGGUAGGCUGGUGAUCAACAAAACUCAUGCUUUAGCCCUAUUGGUUUUAAGCAUGCUCUCCAAACACACAUUGAACAAGUUUCAGUUGCACUAUGCUGUGAAACAGGAUGUGGGAUCCUGUGUUUUGUUCCUUUGCCAAACGUUCUGCAGACAUGAGCCUUUUUAAGGGUCUCUGGAAUGCUGACUCAUUGAAUAAGCUAUAUGCCAUUGUAUUGCCUCUGCACAGAAAAAGAAGGUAUGCAUUUUAAUCAAAAUUGUGCCUAAGCAUUUGCACUAGUCAGUUCUAUGCUUUAGCAGUCUAAUCUUGAAAAUAAUAGUGAAAUUCUUGAUGACUGCAGGAAAAAAAGAGAUCCGGCCUUUGUGGACAUAAGCUGCUUGUACUUGACAACUGAGUUCUCUGCAGGAAUUUAUGUAACUUUUGAAUCCAGGUGACUGAAAAUAAGUGACCACUCAGCACUUUAAUACAAGUUGGCCUGAAAGAAGCUUAAUAGUAUGGAUAAGCAACAUAAUGAGAAUAUUUUGAAAAGCUAUUAUUCUGGUUGAAAGAACUUACUUUUAGUAUUUUGGUAAGAAGAGACUGUAAUAUUUAAUGUGUUACAUUACCUUUAUGAAUCAGUGUAAGUAAUAAUUAAGGGUAAUUUAAUUUACAAAGAAUAUAUGGCAGAAUUUAAGGCUGAAAUUACGGAAUCCUGGUUUUUACCAGUAGCACACAGAUUACUGAUAAGAAUUUCCAGUUCUUUGCCUCAGUUUCCCUGCCUCUUACGGGGGUACUAACUUUCCUACCUCAUAGAGCUGUUAAGUGAGAUGGCAGAUGGUAGCUACCUGUGUAAUUAUGAAUGCAUUUAUUUACUUUUCUACAGAACAAACAAGGCAGAAAUUUAAAAGACAGCAAAUCAAUUAAAAAAACCCCACAUAACAAACAAACAAAACACCAAAAAAACAACCUGAAGAGGUAGGAAGAGAAUACCAUGAAGUAUUUUGAUGCAUGAGG
This is a messenger RNA of Apus apus (common swift), 1900 nucleotides long. It is a transcript of the gene POLR3G, whose product is annotated as RNA polymerase III subunit G. The transcript has 9 exons. Gene Ontology annotation, cellular component: RNA polymerase III complex. Gene Ontology annotation, biological process: transcription by RNA polymerase III; cell population proliferation. Lineage: Eukaryota; Metazoa; Chordata; Aves; Apodiformes; Apodidae. Bases 204 to 851 code for a protein of 215 amino acids. The record is from RefSeq and is a predicted model, not a curated record.